AUGUCUGACGCCGCCGCCGCUCCAGUUCAGGCUCAAGCAGCUCCAGCUCCACCAACUCAUGCUCCACUGACCCCACACAAGCACUGCAACACUCGUGACCGUCUCUUCGGCCAGGAAUCUCCAGCUGUAGCCUCACCAAAACGUGUGACUCCAACAUACAAGUCUCAGAUUUUCGAUGACGUUCCAGCGUCGCCAUCGAGAACUCCAAAGAAGACUAUUCCAGUUCUUUCCCGCAACCCAGUGACCGGAGAGAUCAAACAAUCACCAUCUCAACAAAAAAUCGCUGCCUAA
Molecule: messenger RNA, 291 nt
Organism: Caenorhabditis remanei
Lineage: Eukaryota; Metazoa; Nematoda; Chromadorea; Rhabditida; Rhabditidae
Exons: 3
Coding region: 1-291 (96 amino acids)
Source: RefSeq, a predicted model, not a curated record